Polyodon spathula (Mississippi paddlefish) is the source of this 3181-nucleotide messenger RNA. Its product is annotated as ubiquitin carboxyl-terminal hydrolase BAP1-like. Gene Ontology annotation, biological process: protein deubiquitination; ubiquitin-dependent protein catabolic process. The transcript has 17 exons. The record is from RefSeq and is a predicted model, not a curated record. Lineage: Eukaryota; Metazoa; Chordata; Actinopteri; Acipenseriformes; Polyodontidae. Gene Ontology annotation, cellular component: cytoplasm. The coding region runs from base 173 to 2323 and encodes 716 amino acids. Gene Ontology annotation, molecular function: cysteine-type deubiquitinase activity.
UAAUGACGUACACGAAUGGUUAUUUCAGCAGUUGCUUUUGUGUUGUAUUGACCGUUGGAUCUUUCUUUUUUUUCUUUUUUUUUCCCAUUUAUAAACCCGUUCUCCCACUUUAUUUUCAUUUAAGAUGGAUUGGAGAAGGGGUUAGGAGUCUUCGGACUCAAAGGAUUUGAAAAUGAACAAAGGGUGGCUUGAACUGGAAAGUGACCCCGGACUCUUCACUCUACUUGUGGAGGAUUUUGGGGUGAAAGGAGUACAGGUGGAGGAGAUCUAUGACUUGCAGAGUAAAUGCCAAAGUCCUGUGUACGGCUUCAUCUUCUUAUUUAAGUGGAUUGAAGAGCGCCGAUCCCGGAGGAAGGUCUCUACCUUGGUGGAUGAGACGUCUGUCAUUGAUGAUGACAUUGUAAACGACAUGUUCUUUGCACAUCAGCUGAUCCCCAACUCGUGUGCAACCCACGCCUUGCUGAGUGUCCUCCUGAACUGUAACGAUGUAGAGCUCGGACUAACCCUAAGCCGUAUGAAGGAGUUUACCAAAGGGUUCAGCCCAGAGAGUAAAGGCUAUGCAAUUGGCAAUGCACCAGAGCUUGCAAAAGCUCACAACAGCCAUGCUAGACCUGAACCACGACACCUUCCAGAGAAACAGAAUGGGAUCAGUGCUGUGAGAACGAUGGAGGCCUUCCACUUCGUCAGUUACGUGCCGAUCAAGGGGCGCUUGUUUGAGCUCGAUGGGCUGAAAGCGUACCCCAUUGACCAUGGACCUUGGGGAGAGGAAGAGGAGUGGACGGACAAAGCCAGGAGAGUCAUCAUGGAGAGGAUAGGACUGGCUACAGCUGGGGAGCCAUACCACGAUAUCCGCUUCAACCUGAUGGCUGUUGUCCCCGACCGGCGUAUAAAAUAUGAGUCUAAGUUACACGUGCUCAAAAUGAACAGACAGACCGUGCUGGAGGGCCUUCAACAGCUUAUCCGGGUGACACAGCCAGAACUGGUCCAGGAUCGGAAAGCACAGGAAUCCUCGCCUCCAGAAGAGACUUCUCCUACAGUGAAAAAGGAAGCAGAGUCAGACAAGGCACUGGCUACAGCAGACCCCUCACGCACAGAAUCUGCAGAGUCUUCCUCUUCGCAGAGCCAGCCGGAACCAAACCCGAGCUCAACAAGCAGAUCAAAAGCCCCAAGGAAACAGGUGCUGUGCUCGCAGACCGACCCGCCCGUCACCCCCAGCCCCACAGUCCAGCGGUGGCCAGCCUUCCUCGACAACCACAACUACGCCAAGUCUCCCAUGCAGGAGGAGGAGGACCUAGCAGCGGGGGUAGGGCGGACCCGGGUUCCAGUCCCCUCACUUCAGCCUUACUCGGAUGAUGAGGAUGAUUACGAUGAAGAGGAAGAGGACACCAGCAAAGCCGAGGCUCCAGUGAGGUACAAGAGGAAGCCUGGCCUGAAGCAGUCAAAGGGAGGCCAGCUGUCCCUCUUGCAGCCCAACACCAUGGGCGUGCUGACUGAGAAGCUGAAGGAGUCCCAGAGGAAGGACCUGACGGUGCCGCUCACCAUCAAAACUGCUGCAGCGGGGGGCAUCUGCAUCACUGCCCCCUCCCAGCCCUCACCCACCCCCAGCAAUGAGAGCACAGACACCGCCUCGGAGAUUGGCAGCGCCUUCAACUCCCCGCUGCGCUCGCCAAUCCGCUCAGCCAGCGCCACUCGACCCUCCAGCCCCGUCACCUCCCACCUCUCCAAGGUGCUGUUCGGGGAGGACGAGGGCCUGCUGCGACUUGACUGCCUGCGCUACAACCGGGCCGUGAGGGACCUGGGCCAGGCCGUCAGCUCUGCAUUGCUCCACCUGCAGGCCGACGGAGUGCUCUGCACCCUCGCUCACACCGAGCAAAGUCCUAAGGAGGUGAAGAAUGAGAGCGGGCAGCUGCAGAGCAAUGUAGAGGAGAACAAUGAGGCUCUUGAACCCAGACACAGCAAGGAGAAACUGGACACUGGGGAAAACAGUACCAGCAAAACCAUAGGAGAGAAAUACUCCCCUAAAGAGCUCCUCGCUUUGCUCAAAUGUGUAGAGGCUGAGAUAGCCAACUAUGAGGCCUGCCUGAAAGAGGAGGUUGAAAAAAGAAAGAAAUACAAGAUUGAUGACCAAAGGAGGACUCACAACUAUGACGAGUUUAUAUGUACUUUUAUAUCCAUGCUGGCACAGGAAGGAAUGCUGGCCAGCCUUGUGGAACAGAACAUCUCUGUACGACGUCGUCAGGGCGUCAGCAUCGGACGCCUCCACAAACAGAGGAAGCCGGACCGUCGGAAACGCUCCCGACCAUACAAAGCCAAGCGGCAGUAACCCUGACACACAAAACCCAGCGCUUGGAAAACUUGUAUUAGUUUAGCUUGUUGAACAGAGGACUCUACACAGUACUGUACCGAACCCAACCCAGGAACUGGUCUGCGGGUUUUAACGGCAAUAAGGGAAACGCUAUUGCAUAUAUCCAUAGUAUCUUCUGCUCAUUGCGGAAGAUGCUCAGUUUUAGCAGACCAUUUAAUGAAGCUAGUCACACAUUCACACACAGAUAGGGACUCUUGUUUCACGUGUGCAGUUGUUUUGGGCUGUUCAGAUCCAGCUGUGAAUGCCCCAUUUUUAUUUUUCUUAUCCUGUUCUGUUUCCUAUUUGGGUGAUCUCAGUACAGCUCCUUGUGAUUCAUAUACCAGACAAACACAGUAUUUGGGUGUAUUAAUUCUGAAUGUGAGGACUGAGCUGUGAUGCCUGAGUGAUGGUGCCAGGUCUGGAUUAAGAAGCUUGGGUGGUUUGCAGAUUGGGGAGGAUGAAUCCAUUAGUUUUUUUUUUCUCCUGCUCUCAUAGUUUUAUGUGUAUAAUAAGGACUUAUUUUGUGCCCAUUUAUCUCCAAAUUAGUUUAGGGGUGUUUUAUCUUUUUUUUUUUUUUUUUUUUUUUUUGUAUAUCUGACCAUCUCGUUAUACCACAGUUAUUUCUGUCACAUUAUUAAAUCAUGCACAGUUUCCUUUUACUAGUUCUUAUGUUUAGUUACAUGUGCUGGUAUAAUUGUAAUUAUGCAUUAUCAAACCUGUUCUUCAUUAAUGAACAAAUACAGACUGAUGUAUAAAUGAUCUUGUUGGGCAUCAGUUUAGGCAAGACCAUGUGACAGUUGGGUCCUUUUCAGAAAAAAAAAAAAAAAACAAAAAAAC